GCGUUUGCAUGUGUACAGCCGCUGUACAAUAACACACACCCGCGGAGUAUCUGACACAUAGUGCGAGUUACUUUAUUUGAAAUGCAAAGCUGUUGAAGACGUUUUUCAGGAUCAUUGUGUGAACAUCGCUGAAAUGGGUGGGCAGGUUACCCGUACCGCUUUAGAUGGUGAAACACUUCACUGCCACCCCUUGAAGGCAAGGAUAUACCCACAGAUGCCAGCCCUCCUGCCGCUCUCUUUCCAUGCCAACACUAAAGGCUCUCAGAUCAUGAUGGACAAGACACAGCGCAGCGUGCGCCGAAUUGCCAGCUUCUGCAAUGCCAUCACCUUCACCAACCGGCCAAUCAGAAUCUACGAGCAGGUCAGGCUAAAGAUCACAAAGAGACAGGGAUGUUGGAGUGGUGCCCUGCGAGUGGGUUUCAGUACGGUGGACCCGUCAGACUUGUGUUCAACGUGGCUGCCACGGUUCGCCUGCCCAGAUCUGGUCAGCGAGAGGGGAUUUUGGGCCCGAGCACUUCCUGAGGAACAAUGUGAAGAAGGAAACAUUCUUUCCUUCUGGUUGGAUAACACAGGACGAGUGUUUUACCGGGUUAAUGGCGGCUGUCCGAUCUUCUUCUUCAGCGGUGUCCCUGCCGGAGAGCCAGUUUGGGCGGUCAUUGACAUUUACGGGCUGACACGUGGAGUACAGCUACUUGACAGCAAGAUUGUGCCAGCUGAAUAUCUUUGCCCUGCUUUGACUCAUGAAGGGAUGGAUGACUGGCAUCUGUCAAGCAACUGCUCUGAGCUUGACCUCCAGGACGGUCUGCCAUCCUUCUCAAGCUCUCCAAAUGCCCUCAACUCAGUUCUGUCACGUCAGCUGAACGAUGACUUGCAUUUUCACUGUGUCCAUGGCAACGGUCUGCGUCUGCUGACAGAACACAUAGCAGUGCGUUAUUAUAACAGACGUGAGGAUUGUGCUCUGGUGUUCACGCAUCGACCGUUGCGCUGUGGAGAGUGUGUGUUCCUAAAGGUCUCGUUGAGGUCAUCUGCCCUGAAUGGAUUUUUGUCUUACGGAUUCACUUCCUGUAACCCGGCCCAUAUUAACCCAAAGCACCUGCCGGUCAAUCCAGACGACCUGCUGGACCGCAAAGAAUUUUGGGCUUUUAGCUGCCUGACUUCACCACUUGUGGGCGGGGAUAUCAUCGGUUUCCGGGCAACUGCAGAAGGGGAGGUGCUUGUGAGUCAUAAUGGAGGGAGAGCCUGUAGAGAGAUAUGUGUGGAUAAUUCCACUCCUCUGUGGAUGAUCUUCGAUUUACACACUCACAUCAAGCAAAUCAGUAUACUGGGCACGUCCUUUGGUUACAUUGCAUCCAGUUCAGAAACACAGAGGUCCAUCUUUAGUGAUGCCAGUCACACCUCAGCCAAUCAGAGACACAGAACAGUCAUGGGCUUUACUGACAUCUUUCAGCUCCGCCCACAGAGCCUCAGCAGUUCUGCAGGGACAACAUUCAGUUCACUGUCCUCAGAAUCUCCAAAUACCCCAUCAUGCUAUGCGAAUACUGGUGAGGAGUGUUUGAUUUGCUGUGAGAGGGCAGUGGACUCAGUGCUGUACGCGUGCGGACACAUGUGUGUGUGCUCAGUGUGUGGUGGCAAGCUGACGGAGAUGUCAAACCCGUGUUGUCCCAUGUGUCGCAGCCCAAUCAGAGACAUCAUCAAAAUUUACCGCAGCAUGUAACCUGGCAACAAACAGGAUCCCAGUACCUGGAUGGUUCUGAAGAGGCCCUUAACAGGUCAUUGUCCUGUUCCAAAAGGAUUUCCCAUUCCCACAUGUCCAUUUUAAAGGCUGCUUGUUUGAGCUCUGCAAGGGAGAGGCACUAAAUGGCUGCUUAAAACGACUAACCAAAAAUGCAGAGAAAACCCAGAAGUGACUGUGCAUAUGCGAAUGGCACAAUAUUAAUACAUGACAUUAAUACAAUCUCAGAUUCUAUAAAUCAUAAAUCUUAUGGCUAAAUGUGCACAAUGGAAAGUCAAGGUACUAUGAGACUAAUUCUGAUUUUCAGUUUGAUAAUGUCCUAGUAACUUCAUACAAAACUUUUCACAUAUUUUUGUCAAUGUUUGUUCCCCCACCAACUAUUCACAUUUAUCAGGAAAUAAAUAUUUGUUUGACCUGUAUACUUUAAAUCAAUCCAGGGUCCGAAUCUAUGUGGAUUGUGGAUUUGAUCUGUUGCUAAUUCUUUUCUUUUUUUUUUCUGCAAAACAUUAAACUGAAAAACUAGAAAUGUUUUUACAUACCAAAGUGGACAUUCACAAUAUUGUA
This is a messenger RNA of Rhinichthys klamathensis goyatoka, 2296 nucleotides long. It is a transcript of the gene neurl1ab, whose product is annotated as neuralized E3 ubiquitin protein ligase 1Ab. NCBI's taxonomy places the organism in Eukaryota, Metazoa, Chordata, Actinopteri, Cypriniformes, Leuciscidae. Gene Ontology annotation, cellular component: postsynaptic density; plasma membrane. The transcript is spliced from 6 exons. Bases 134 to 1714 code for a protein of 526 amino acids. Gene Ontology annotation, molecular function: ubiquitin protein ligase activity. The record is from RefSeq and is a predicted model, not a curated record. Gene Ontology annotation, biological process: nervous system development; negative regulation of Notch signaling pathway.